Baudoinia panamericana UAMH 10762 is the source of this 963-nucleotide messenger RNA. RefSeq lists its product as uncharacterized. Bases 1 to 963 code for a protein of 320 amino acids. The record is from RefSeq and is a predicted model, not a curated record. Lineage: Eukaryota; Fungi; Ascomycota; Dothideomycetes; Mycosphaerellales; Teratosphaeriaceae. The transcript has 2 exons.
AUGGAUACCAAUCCCACCUACAACUACUUCGGGGCGACUGUCUUCUGGCUCUACAAUGUCGCAGCACUCUCGUUUACAGCCAUUGUCCUCGUCACCAUCGCCCAACUACCGGCGCGUAGAUAUCCUGGGCGUCAAUCACCGGCGCGGGUAUUCAUUACUUUGGCCGGCAUCAGCUUUACCGUGCUGUCUGUCAACAUGCUCCAUGUUCUAAUUCAGUCGUACUAUGAGUGGAGUCAGACCAUCUUCGGCCGGCUCGCUGUCGAGAGAAACGGCAUGUUGCGGAGCAUCUGGACGUGGUCCAUUACUUCGACCCUAUUUCGCGACUUCGGCGAAGCAAUCGUCGCAGACCAGGCACGGUAUGUCUGGACGCUCAGUGCAUUAAUCGCCACCAUGUCAGUCUCCACGUAUAUGGCCACUGAAGGUCGGAGGCAGCAGGUUCCAAGGCUAUGGGCUUUCUUCGCCCUAGCCCAAAUUCUGCCAAUUUCAUUCACACAGAACCUGUUCUACGUUGCACUAACACGCCAAGGCCCUGCGACAACGCAAGUUGAUGUCAGGCCGACUUCAUUUGCAGUGGCGUUCGCUCUAUACGCUCUCGGCCUGUCUGUCGCUCCAGGGCUGGCUGGGACGCCCUGGUUGAUACCACUCAUCGUAGCUGCUAGACUGCUAUUGUUCGUGCAACUGGCCCUGGUGAAGACUCGAAUCGGUACUGCUCGUUCGGAACUCAGUCAACUGGUUCAGCGGCCUAUAGCCUUUGUAGGCGGUAUCCUUCUUACACGUCAAGUUUACUUGGCAAGCCGAUCGCAUACGAUGACGGAGAUUGCGAAAGCGGUCAUUAGCCACCCGGCGGUGAGCUCGUUGGGCUUCGACUUUGUGCUGUCUGCGCUCAGCCUGUCAAUCUGGAUAGCCUUGACAACGCGGGAAGGAGAAGAUGAAACUGACGCAGACAAGAAGAAAAACAGAUAA